Aquila chrysaetos chrysaetos is the source of this 1530-nucleotide messenger RNA. RefSeq names its product phosphomannomutase 2 (gene PMM2). Gene Ontology annotation, molecular function: phosphomannomutase activity. Gene Ontology annotation, biological process: protein N-linked glycosylation; GDP-mannose biosynthetic process; mannose metabolic process. NCBI's taxonomy places the organism in Eukaryota, Metazoa, Chordata, Aves, Accipitriformes, Accipitridae. Gene Ontology annotation, cellular component: cytosol. Bases 63 to 809 code for a protein of 248 amino acids. The transcript has 8 exons. The record is from RefSeq and is a predicted model, not a curated record.
GGCGCCCCCCCCGCUUCCCGGCGGCCCCCGCGGCGCCGGCUCCGCUGGCCCGGCCGGUCGCUAUGGCGGCGCCGCAGCCCGCCGCGCUCUGCCUCUUCGACGUGGACGGCACCCUCACCGCCCCGCGCCAGAAAAUCACAGCGGAGAUGGCCGCGUUUCUGCAGAAGUUGCGCCAGAAGGUGAAAGUUGGAGUCGUGGGUGGUUCAGACUUCGAAAAGAUCAAGGAGCAGCUUGGCGAUGACGUGGUUGAAAAAUUUGACUACGUUUUUCCAGAAAAUGGUCUUGUAGCAUACAAAGAUGGGAAAUUCUUGAGCAAGCAGAACAUUCAGGGUCACCUGGGUGAGGACAUACUUCAAGAUCUAAUCAACUACUGCCUGAGUUAUAUUGCGAAGAUUAAACUGCCAAAGAAAAGGGGCACUUUUAUUGAGUUCCGAAACGGCAUGUUAAAUGUGUCCCCCAUUGGACGAAGCUGCAGCCAGGAAGAACGAAUCGAGUUCUAUGAACUUGAUAAAAAGGAACAUAUAAGAGAGAAAUUUGUAGCUGAUUUACGAAGAGAAUUUGCAGGAAAAGGCCUCACAUUUUCUAUAGGAGGCCAAAUAAGCUUCGAUGUGUUCCCAGAUGGCUGGGAUAAGAGGUACUGCUUAGGAAUCAUUGCCAAUGAUGGAUACAAGACGAUUUACUUCUUUGGAGAUAAGACUAUGCCAGGAGGGAAUGACUAUGAAAUUUUCACAGACUCCAGAACAGAAGGCCACAGCGUCACAUCCCCACAGGAUACAAGAAGAAUCUGUGAAGAGCUAUUUUUUAAAUAAAAGACUUAGAAUUCACACUUACAAAACAGUCAAGACAGCUUAAUAACAACUCAAAACAUCUUCCUUCAUUCUGUAUUGUUUUUUGUAAUUGAUCAUGAAUAGCAAGUGCUUUGCAGGUCAGUCAUUACUGAAGAGAAAUGUUUUAAUUGAAGAGAACCUUGCUGACCAGUGGAAUACAGCGGAGCUUAUUUAGCACCAUCCUUUCACUGUUUCCAUUUACACAAGUACUUUGUUCUCCUUUUGGCUGGUUGUUUUUUAAGUCAUCAGUAAAAUUCCUUAGCUAAUUAAUUACACCAGGGUGGGGAGGCAUAAUCUGCCUAUAGUUGAUUUAUGGUCUCAAAAUCAGCCUGCAAGGCUUUAUCCCUAGUUUUUAUUUUGAAGCUGCUAUUUAUAAGAUGAACUUUUUAGAGUUGUUUUUUUUAAAAUACUGCGUUGUGCUAUAAAGACAUGAAUUGUAAGACAGUUGGAAUUUUCUUGUUUAAAACUGGAAGAUGAAUCAAAGAGACAGGUUUUAUUUCUUUCUGGGGUUGGGAAGGUAGAACUGAGCCAGAAGUCCCUGACCUCACACACGUUCCAGUGAUGGUCAGAAGGUGCAUUGAGUCUACCACCACGGGAAAGGCUGGACCAACUCGUGCUAAAGUUACCUCCUCAGUACAGUUGCAGUGCCAAUGCACAGUACGUUUCAAGGUACCUACACUUUUUGCAGACUGUUUUUAAAUCU